AUAGCCAACAUGGCGGGGCUUUGUUUUUGUGUUGUCAUUCUUGUGACGAUUCCAAUAACAAGAUCAUCACAAGUGACUAGAGCGGGACGUUCAGGUCAGCAGCAACAUGCAGGUAGCUUGUGCUCCAAGUGUGUAUGCUGGCCACACAAAAAUGACUAUGACACCUGCAAUGAAUCCAAAGGGAGGAAAGAAAAGUUAAUCAUCAAUCCAAAUCCUAUCCCAAACAACUGUAGAGGAAACUUGGGUGAUUGCGAUCAUUCACAACAUGUUUCAACAAACGCGUGUAACGUUAGUGUAAUAUGUGAUGGCGCGGUUCGUCUGAAUGGUUACCAUUCCGGGCAUUCCCCCAAUGGCAGAAAAAGGGUUGAGGUUUUCCGGAAACAUGCCGACGGAUCCUUCAUGUGGGCAGGUGUCUGUUUAAAUGGCUGGUCGGAUAUCAACACCGACGUUGUAUGUAAACUAUUUGGAUUCGGACACGGAAGCACACAAGCAGGGACGAUUAGAAAUUCAGACACAGCAAUAUGGGACCGCGUCAUCUAUAACUGCUCCGGUAAAGAGUUUCACCUGUCUAACUGUCACAGAUACACGGAACAGAGAAAUUGUACAGCUGGCUACGUCAUCGUAAAGUGUACGAACACAGUCGAAAGACAUGAUGAUUCAUUAGGACUGGGUUUUAACGCGAGCUGUACAGACAACACAAGCUGUAUGACUAGUUUGGUUUGUAAACAUAGAGGAAAGUACAGUGUCUGCAGAUGUGGGAACGAAACCAAAUCAUUCUGGAAUUCUGAAAAGAAGGCAUGCCUAGAUAAAUCCUCAAUAAAUGGAAGUUGUGACUCAAACGAAGCCUGUGUUGGCAAUCUCUUGUGCAAAGGAACCGGAAAUAGAUCGUGUAAAUGUGGAACCGAUGAUGAAUUUUGGGACACAAGAAAAAAUACAUGCCAGCAGAAAUAUUCCUUCUCUGCCGUGUUUGUGUCCACACUUCAAACCUUCCAAUCAGCUCGGGAUUUCUGUGCUGCAAACGUAGGCGGGAAACUGGCUUCAUCUGACGAAGUUGAACAGUUGUUCUCCGGGUGUUUGGGAAAUAAUACAACCAUAUGGAUAGAUAGUAUUUCACAAGAUAUCGGACGUCAAGAGUUAUGUCCCUUCGGAAUGAUGUCUAAAGGAACAUUGCACCUGGAAAACACAACAAAUUGUUCGGAGGUGUUUAGUUCCCUUUGUGUUAUAAACAACACUGCCAAUACCACUGAUUCCAAUUGUCUCCCGUUCUAUCGACCCGAAGCAGUGGACACGGAUCCCUUAUCAACGAGUCCGUUACUUUGGCCGAUUUUCGUUGGACUGUCAGUCAUUGUCAUCAUUUUGCUGGUCCUUGCAGCUUUUUAUUAUAAAAGGAAAAGGGGAAACCGUUCCAAACACAUGGUAACGUACGCCCAUCGACAAACAUCCAAUUCAGGUGUGGAUCUGACUCAUAACGAUGGUGUUCCCAAUAACGUCAAUGGAAAAGAAGAUUACAGCCUCGCGCAACCUGGUCAUUCUACUCAAGGGGAAGAAGAUGUUUAUAGCUUAGCGCGGGCUGAACUUAAUGGUCCAGGGUCAAGGUCAACAGCGACGGCGACUGAUCACUAUGGUUACGGUGUACUUGGCGGGCAUCGCGCGGAUAAUGAUGGGAUUUAUUCACACUCCAGACAACUGAAUAACACAGAGGAGUAUGACACGUUUAUCAGGAAAGACAGGAACACAGAUGUUAAUGACAUAUACGAUCACACACGAGAUCUUGUACAGGAAAAUCAGUAUGACCAAUUCAAGAAACGCCACGAAUAUUAAAAAGGGAUGAUAUCGGUUGGAGCGUCGGUUUAUGAAAAAAAAGACUUACGAAUUUCAUUACAGGAAAUAUAUUCAUUAUAAUGUUGCAAUUAAUCUGUACGCAAAUACUAAAGCUAGAAAUGCUAAGACUGAUUUUCUCACAUAUCUUUGUCGGAGUAAAACAAGGGAAACAUCUCUACCCAUUUUGUUCUCAAUAUAUUGAAAUAAUUUAGAAGAAUUGAUAAUGCAAAAUAAUGUUGACCAACUUCAUUAUAUUGGUUAUAUAUAUUUCAAGAGCGCAUGGGUACAUUUGUUAAAGUAUCUAUUUUGCUAUAGGCAGAUGACAUUGUUGUUAUGUUAGAAACAGCUGAAGGUUUUCUGAAUGUUUCCCGUGAAUUUAAAGCUUAAUAUUUGGAAACUUAAACUUAAUCUCAAUAAAAUCAAAGUAUUGUAUGUGUGUCUGCAGGUAGGGCGUAAGAAUUGUACCUGCUGCCCCCAUUGCAUGAUCGUAAGAGGCGACUAAAUUUGGGAUCUUAUCU
Molecule: messenger RNA, 2339 nt
Organism: Pecten maximus
Lineage: Eukaryota; Metazoa; Mollusca; Bivalvia; Pectinida; Pectinidae
Exons: 12
Coding region: 10-1821 (603 amino acids)
Cellular component (GO): membrane
Source: RefSeq, a predicted model, not a curated record